AUGGGUCGUCAAAAUAGUAAUGGCGGUCGUAGCCGGAAGGAUCAACCCGAGGCUGUCGCGCUUUUCCCGCCGAUACAUGUUAGCCAUGCGACAGCGGCGUCGGGCCCUAAGGCUCCUCCGCGAAACAAAAUGGCACUCUACGAGCAGGUUUCCGUUCCGUCGAAGCGAUUACGGCCGACGGCUCAACCUCUGGGAGGACCAACUAUGAACGCACCCUCGACGUUUCAUCCCAUGCACAGCGGGUCGGCGGUCCCGUUGAUGCCUCCCAACUACGAGAGUAAAUUCUCUUACGCUCCAUACGCCGCCCAGCAACAAGCGCAGCAACAGCAGCAUCCCACCAACAGCUUCAAAACCCCGCCGCAGGCCGGCAGCAUGCUUCAAUCCCAUUCCGGAAUCGCCAGCAGCACGGGAAGCUUCUCCGAAGCCGCAGCUUUCCAAAGCGCCGGCCAGGCUGCCUUAGCCGCCUGCGCAGCGCACAGCGCUGGCGGCGGCGCGGGAACUGCUGCCGCCCGGAACGGAGGCGGAGGAGCAGGCGGCACGGGGAGCAUCGUUCAAGGAAGAAGCGCGGGUGUUGGCGCGGGAGCAGGAACGGGAGCGGGAGCGGUGAGCAGCAACAGUAACAGCCACGGCCAGUCGACGCGAAGCGACGCGGAUCAAUGGGCGUUCUGGGCAUGGCAGCAGCGGCACAUGCCGUGGGGGAACGGCGCGUCCCCCAGCUCCCCCUCUCCGCCAGUCAUGCCGCAAGCUUCCAUGUCCCCCGCGAGCGCCGCCGCCGCCGCCGCCGCCGCGAUGGCCGCCUUUGCCGGCGCCAGCAACAGCAAGGACGGCAGCACAGCGGCGAUGUACCCGAUGCAGGCGCUCACUGCGGCGUCGGGUUUGGCCGGCAGUCGCGGCGACCCGGGUGCGGCGGCGGCUGCUGCGGCGGCCAUGGCGGCGGCCGGCGCGGCGUUUCUGAAUUACGGAAGCGCGUCGCAAGUCGCGGGCAUGGGCGCGGGUACGGGUUCCGGCGCAGGCGGAGGCGCAAGUGGCGCAGUUCCGACGCUCACCCCCGGAACGUGGAAUGGCGCAUCGGCGGAAGGAGGCCUGGCGGGACUGAUGUCGAAUUUCAGCUGGCCUGGAUCGGGUAAUCCGAAUGCGUUACUUAUGAUGAGUCAAGAGCAAAUGUUCGGCGGAAUGGGCGGAUUCGGGGGAAGCUCAGGCGCGGGGUCUCCGCCCGACCGCGGGUGUAUACACGGGGAAGGGGAGGCGUCGGGGCAGCAGCAGCAAGGGCGGAGCCCGUCCGCGGCGGCUGCACGUUCCGCCGCCAGCGAGAGGCUCGGGCGCAGGCGCGGGGAGGAGCGGAGCAGCCGCGGAGGACCUGCGCGGAGCGGAGUGGACGAGGCGCGGAAAGGGGCCUUGCGGAAGAGCGCAAGCACGAGGUCCGCGGGGUCCCGGGGCCCGGCGGCCACUGCGCCUGCCGGUGUAAUCGGCGGAGGCGGAGGCGGAGGGGGAGGGGGAGGCGGAGGCGGAGGGGGAGCGGUUGGCGCGAUGUCGACGACGAGUGGGCGGAGCAUGAAGAGCACGAUGAAGAGCGGGACGCGGGGCGCGGCGAAGGGCGGAAAGGGAAAGAAGCGGAAGGAGAUGGCGGCUGGUGAGGUCGCGGAGCUUGUGGCACAAACGCCGCAGGAGCGCGCGGAAGGAUCAGCGGGAGCAGCAGAGGAGGAGUUAUUCCGGGGAAUUGAGGUGCUUCGCGCUGCCGCCGUAGCUGCGCGGGAGGAGGAGAGGCGCGCGCGCGCCGAUGCGGCGGCGGAAGCUGCAGCGCAGGCGGAAGGGGACGACGACGAUACGGGGAUGGUACCUGCGCGGGCAGGCGCGGAUGAAGGAGCGGGAGUGGCGGAAAGGGGUGGUCUGUCAGAUCAAAAGGGCGAGAGCUCGGGGGAGCAGCGCGAGGCGCGCGCUCUAGGGCGCUUCCGCGCAGCUGCAGCCGCCGCUGCCGCCGCCGCCGCCGCUGGCGUUGCUGCUGGUUGUGCGAGCGGCUACCAUGGCGCGGUGGUGGUGGCGAGCGAUGGUGACUCGCUCCCCCCUGCCACUGCUGUGCUCCCUGCUCGUCCUGCCCCUGCUGUGUCCGCCCGUGCGUCUUCUCCUGCUUCUGCUGCCUCUACUGGUACCGCUUCUCCUGGGGCUGCCGCUGCUACUGCUGCUGCUCCCGCGGGCGCGGAGGCGGCGGGAGGCAUGCUGGCGAUGGUGCUGGGGGUGGCGGGAGGGGUGGAGGACGAGGAGGAGGAGCGGUUUCGGCGGGAGAGCAGGAAGCGGAGCAGGCGCGCGGAGGAGGGGCGCGCGGGGGAGGGGCGGAGGCUGGGCGCGGGGGAGGUGGACGGGGAGGUAGCAGGGGAGAGCAAGAGGGGGAAGCGGGAGGGAGGGGGGGAGAUGUGUAUGGGUGAUCUGGUUGGGGCGGUGGGGCAGAAGGAGUUUUGGCGGGUGAGGAAGGGUAUUGUGCGGCAGCAGCAUAUCUUCUCCACACAGCUGUUUGAACUGCACCGACUCAACAGGGUGCAGCAGGGACUGAUGCACGAGCCGCUCAACAUCAAAAAGCAGCAUCAAGUGCCGGAAGACCUCGCGUCCUUCGCGACCGCGUCGGACCGCCUGGUAGAGCAGGAGAUUAAUCGCCGCGCCGCGUUAGACUUCGUCACGGAGCUAGCCGGCCCGCUGCAGCCCCCCAGCUCCCCCGCGCAUUCGCUUUCGGGGGAGCGCACCCCACCCGCUGGCGCAACCCUCGGCGCAACAUUCGGCGCAAAUCCCGGCGGAACAUUAGCCUCUGGCGCAGCGCUUCUGGGCGCAAGCCUUAGCGGGGACUUGCCGCUUUCCGCCAAUGAGCUCCCCGUGGCGGUAUUUGCGGUCGACCGCGACCUGGUGUGCGCGCUUUGGAACAGGCGCAUGGCGGAACUGACGGGGUGGGCGGAAGGGGAAAUCAUGCGCUUGGGUCGAUUCGCGGAGGGGAGAUUCGCGGAGCGGCUCUUCCGCCCCGCCAGCGCAUCCGCGCCGUUCCGCCGAUGCGAGGACGUUCUCCGCGCCGCGCUCUUCGGCCGCGAUAUAGUCACGGCGGAGUUGCUGCUACUGAAGCGCGGAGGCAGCUGCGCGCGCGUGCGUUUAUUCGCCAGCGCGCGCACCGACGCGCUCGGCGCGGUUUGCGGCGUGAUUUGCGCCGUCAUUCCCGGGUCUUCGGGGAGCGGGGGUGGGCCGGCGUCCGCGCUGAGCGCAGCUUCCGCGCAUGGUUUCGACGUGGAUGGCGGCGGCGGAGGCGGAGGCGGAGGCGGCUUGCCGCCGUUUGCGCCGUCGCUUGCGGCGGGCGAUACGGAGGAAUGGCUGCAGCGGAACGCGUCGGCGGGGAGUCUGUACGGCAUGCACUCCGUGGACGAGGAAUCCGUGGGCGACGACAGCGACGCGGCGAGCAGCUGCAGCGAUCUCUACCAGCUCGGCUCCGCCCCGUUCGGCAGCAGCGCCGGUGGCGGCGGCAAUUCCGGCGGCUCCAGGCGCCACGUCAUGGAGCCCGUCUCCUCCAGCCGGCGCGCGAGCGGCGGCGGCGGCGGCAGCGGCAGCGGCAGCGGGGUGCGCGGAGGUCACGCAGGCGCGGGGAAUAGUGCGGGCGCGGGCCUAGACGCGGGCGGGGGGGCGGGAUUGGGGUCGACUGGGCGGCUUUCGUCGUCGUCUUCUGAGAGACAGCUGUCGGGGAGGCUUUCACUGGGGGAGGGCGAAGCUGCGACUGCGAUCGAAUCAGGGGCGGCAGGAGGAGCGGGAGGGGCGGGAGAGGCGGGAGAAGCGGGGGAAGCAGCUUUGCCUCUGACUCCGCCAGCUACGCCGCCAGUUGCGCCGCCAGUUGCGGCGGCGUUGCUUUCCCCUGUCAACGCGCCCGUGGUCGUGUCUUCGGGCGCUGAAGGCGUGGGCGGAGGCGCGGGGGGAGGCGCGGGGGGAGGAGCGGGGGGAGGCGCGGGGGGAGGCGCGGGGGGGGGCGUGGGCGGAGGCGCGGGGGUUCACUUAAAGCCCGUUCAAACGAAGCUAGCUAUCCGACGCUCGUGCGAUCUGCCAAAAUAUGGUGCGUCGCAUGUUACACUGUUACACUGUAACCAGAGGUCCUUUCGCCAUGUACUGGUUAGAUUCUUGCUUGCACCAACUGCUGUUCUGGUGUCCUCAAACUUCAGCUUUCAUGCCAUACGCGUUAGCAUCCCUCUCAACGUGCUGCCAUGUCUCUUAAUCUUCUGCUUUACACCUUUCUUCCCCUUUCCCCCCACCAACUCCCCUCUUUUCCUCAUUGUCCGGUCGAUUUUCUUGCAGCUUAUUCCUCUCUGA
This is a messenger RNA of Closterium sp. Yama58-4, 4323 nucleotides long. NCBI's taxonomy places the organism in Eukaryota, Viridiplantae, Streptophyta, Zygnematophyceae, Desmidiales, Closteriaceae. The record is from the annotation of a GenBank genome assembly.